Molecule: messenger RNA, 1082 nt
Organism: Hordeum vulgare subsp. vulgare (domesticated barley)
Lineage: Eukaryota; Viridiplantae; Streptophyta; Magnoliopsida; Poales; Poaceae
Product: chlorophyll a-b binding protein 1B-21, chloroplastic
Exons: 4
Coding region: 109-852 (247 amino acids)
Biological process (GO): photosynthesis, light harvesting in photosystem I; response to light stimulus
Cellular component (GO): membrane
Source: RefSeq, a predicted model, not a curated record
CUUAUUAGCAGCCUCAGAUUCCCUUGUCCUCUCAGAGCGCACGCCUGUUCUUCUUCCUGUUGUUGUCUCACCGCGCAGCAAGGAGCAGCCAGCAUCGAGAGAGCAGCAAUGGCUAUGGCGUCGUCAAGCGGGCUCAGGAGCUGCAGCGCCGUGGGCGUGCCGAGCCUGCUGGCGCCUUCGUCCCGGUCCGGCCGCUCCGGACUGCCGUUCUGCGCCUACGCCACCACCUCCGGCCGCGUCACCAUGUCCGCCGAGUGGUUCCCCGGCCAGCCCCGCCCCGCCCAUCUGGACGGCUCCUCGCCAGGGGACUUCGGGUUCGACCCCCUGGGCCUCGCCACCGUGCCGGAGAACUUCGAGCGGUUCAAGGAGUCCGAGAUCUACCACUGCCGCUGGGCCAUGCUCUGCGUGCCAGGGGUGCUGGUGCCGGAGGCGCUGGGGCUGGGCAACUGGGUGAAGGCGCAGGAGUGGGCGGCGCUCCCAGACGGGCAGGCGACGUACCUGGGCAACCCGGUGCCGUGGGGCAACCUGCCGACCAUCCUGGCGAUCGAGUUCCUGGCCAUCGCCUUCGCGGAGCAGCAGCGCACCAUGGAGAAGGACCCGGAGAAGAAGAAGUACCCCGGCGGCGCCUUCGACCCGCUCGGCUUCUCCAAGGACCCCGCCAAGUUCGAGGAGCUCAAGCUCAAGGAGAUCAAGAACGGGCGGCUGGCGAUGCUGGCGUUCGUGGGGUUCUGCGUGCAGCAGUCGGCGUACCCCGGCACCGGCCCGCUGGAGAACCUGGCCACGCACCUCGCGGACCCGUGGCACAACAACAUCGGCGACAUCGUCAUCCCCAGAAAUAUCUACGGCCCUUGAGCGGAGCCGACCGGGCUGAGAGGAGAUCGAGGAGCCGGAGCGCAUGGUUUUCAUUCAUGUUUCUGAGUCGAUCCAUUGGUUGAUCACCUUGCCACGCUGGCUCUGCGCGCGCACCGUCCGUGCGUGCUGGAACUGUACAACAACGUCGGCUCUCCGGCCGGCAACCUUUGUAAUGUGUAAAGCUUAAGUAGCGGCCGCUGUUGCGAAUGCAUCCGUGUGAUCUGUAUAAA